AUCAACCUUUGCAUAUUAUUAGCCGCUGUCUCGGUUGGAAAUUCGUCUGUUUUGGAGUAUUUUUCUUGGAUAGUUGCUGGCAUUAUUUUGUGACCUGUAAGGCCUGUCAUAAGUCUCCAAAAUGUCAGACGUACCAAAUGACAUCGAUGCCAAGGUGGACAACAAUAAGGAGCAAGAUUCUAAAGAAAAGUACAUUGACAAAUGUGAUCCAGACGACCCAGACUACCAGCGCGAGUUGCGGAGACCAGCAAAUAUCAAAGAAGAUGUGCGCGAGAUGGAGAGAAGAAAGCGAGUAUCGCUGAUUUUAAAUAGUCAGGCUUUUAGAGAAGAGUUGGAAGAGAUUGUAGAGAGUCAGAUUAAGAAUGCUUUGACCGGACCCCACCCAGCUAGCUUGAUAGCAUUACAACAAAUAUCUGAUCUGUUGUUGCCUCAUUCAAGGUAUAACCAGACUUCCCUUGGUAGUUCCAAUGCCCUUGGAAAAGGUUACUCCGCCAUUAUGCCUGUAGCUGAUAUCCGUGGCUUAAAUUCACAAAGUUACACCAAGGGGGAGAAAAUAAUACGUUGUAAGCUGGGUUCUUUAUAUCGAUUGAUGGACAUCCAUGGAUGGUCUCAUAAUAUCGCCAACCAUGUUUCUGUACGUAUUUCACAUGAAGCUGACCAUUUCCUUGUUAAUCCAUUUGGACUGUUAUAUCAUGAGAUAACUGCAUCUAGUUUGGUUAAAGUUGACAUGCAAGGUAAUAUUGUAGACACUGGAACUACUACCUAUGCACCAAAUAAGAAUGGUUGGAGUAUCCACGCUGCUAUACACUCAUCUAGACCUGAUAUUAAGUGCAUUAUUCAACUCCACACACCGUCUGCUAUGGCUGUGUCUUGUAUGAAGUGUGGAUUAUUGCGUUGCUGUGACGAGGCCUGUUUCGUCGGCGACAUUUCUUUCCAUGAUUAUUGUGGUCCCUUUGUAGACAAGAAUGAUAGAGACUCAAUCACCCGGGCACUUGGGCCAAUAAAUAAGAUCUUGGUGUUACGUAACCAUGGUAUUCUUGUCUGUGGUGAAUCCAUAGAGGAAGCCUACUACUUAGCACUCAAUGCAAUGACUGCUUGUGAUACCCAGGUGACUACUUUUUUGACUCCCAUCGUUGGUGUAGAUAAUAUGGUUCUGGUUGAUGAUGAGAUGGCAAAGAAAGCAAGAGACACAUCCAAAGAAGGCCACCCUAAAGAUGGCGGUAAACUAAGAUGGAGAACUGGAGAAUUGGAAUUUGAGGCUAUGAUGAGGUGGCUUGAUAACAUGGGCCACAGGACAGGUUACAUCUACCGACAACCGCUUGUAAGAAGUGAAGAAAGAAAACCACACAGUGAUGUGGUCAUACCUCCAUCGUCGUCCUCAUUUACAUACGUAACUGAAGGUGACGUGGAUCGCAGUAAAUACGAGUCACCGAUGAAACUGAUGCAGAAGAAAUCUGCCGGUGACAAAACAAAAUGGAUGAACACUCCAAACACGUACACCAAAGUCGAGGUGACAGUACAGGACGGGGAUAGUAGUCCAAAAACUAAGACAAAGUGGAUUCCUGAAGAUGAGAGUGACUUUAAAACUUCAACACCCAUUAAAAUUGAGGAUCCACAACAAUUUGCGAAACAGGGCGAAGACCCGAAAGAAUUCAAGAAGAGACAAAAGGAGUUGAAACAAGAUCGCCGUGACGACAGAAUCACCUCUGGUCCACUGUCUGAAGUUCUUCACGGUAUAAGCUAUCCAGGUCAAAAGAUUCAGCCAAAGGAUGCCCCUAUGUCAGAUUCUACAGAACUGUUGACGACCGUAAAGGAUGCCCGUUCCUCCGGCUCAGGGGACAAUAUCCAAUCAGCAUCAAAGGGCAUUAUACAACGUGACUAUCAGAAAGAGGCUGUAGUGUACACCACAUAUUCACCCAAUCCUUUUGAAGGCAUGACAGAGAAAGAAAUUAUAGAAUAUAAACGAGAUAUUGCCGAAAAAACUGGACAAGAUUUAAGUGGUAUUGAAUUUUCGCUCGACAAUGAACCUGAUAAAGACAAUGAAAACAGACAGGACAUUGUGACUCAAGAGACUACCACGGAAACAGUUUCCAGAAAAGAAGGUGACCAAGAAAUCGUUACGACGGUGACAACAGUCAAGAAGACUGUCAUAGAAACAGACAUAGAUGCUGAACCCGAGAAAGGAGGUCAGGAAAGUCGCACGUCCACCAUUGAGAAAGAAGGAAGGAGCGGAAGUAGUAAAGAAGACUCCCCAACUAAGGAAACAUCACCAAAAAAGAAGGAAAAAGACAAGAAAAAGAAAGGUUUUCGUACGCCAUCAUUCUUGAAGAAAAAAGAGAAAAAAGGGAAAGGUGAAGAAGAGGAAGAGUAAGCUGGCUCAUUUUAGAAAACCUUUAGCUCAACCUAAAAAGUGAAAUUUUUUGAAAAUAUUUCAGAUUUUCUCAAUACAUGUAGAUCCCAAGUAAAUAUAGUAGCACUCAAAAACACAGGUUUUGUGAGGUUGCUAACACUGGAGGGCGGGUGGCUGUUUUUGAGAUGAAAUUUGAAAAUUCUCUAUUGUUAGAUGUAUUCCAAGUAACUCUCUGUAAAUUGUUAUAGACAUAGAGAACAGCUCUCUUGCCUUGUCUUCUCCAUUUUUUUUAAAUAAAAAAACUAUGCUAGUAUUUUUAUUUUUAUGAAGCAGUUAAAAGUACAUUAGAGAUUUGUGUAGAUAGUAAUUUUUGUGUAUUUUAGACCACAAUCGCGCAGUUCAAAAUAUUUCACUGGAAUCUGCCACUAUGUAAAUGUGCAGGGGUAUAUCAAGUAAUGGAACUAAACAGAUAACUUGGGUAUUGGUCUUUAAAUUUGGGUAAAGGUGCAUUGUCUUUCAUUAUUCUUAGUGAUCUGUUGCAUUCUGGGAUAGCUGUUUUGUAAUGUAAGACGUACAUGUAUUGAAAGGACGUUCACUUCUGUGGAUGUUAUUGUGAAGCAAGGGCUUAUGUCAAUGCACGAUGGAUGUUAUGUCUGUUAGCUACUAUGUGGGAUACAAGACACUUUUACAAGUUGAUGGUAUUUGCACGAGGUGUCAUUGUGGUGGCGUUAAUGUAUCAUCAGACACUCUAUUUGGAUGUCUAACUUGUGUGUUGUUAGUGUUAGAUUAGUGAUGCCUUUCCCACAUUCACAUGUCAUAAUGAUGAUGCACUUUAAAAACAAGUUUUCAAUGUUUCUUGGAUUUCAGAUUAACACAUUGACUGUUACUAUGUUGAUGCAUUGGCGGCCUGUAUUAGUUAAAUGACAUGACGGCUAUCAUGGCAACUUAUGUUGGUUAAGUGAUGCAAUGACAGCCUUCGUUGUUUACAUGGCAUAAUGCCAGCCUGUGUUGAUUGCUUGACAUAAUGGCGGCCAUUAUGGCUUGGAAAUGAUGUAUAGAAUACCUGUAACAGUGAGUUUGUUCAAUAACUUCUAUUUAAACUGUAUGUGCCGGUGCAACUUGAUUGCCAACGUGUUUAAAAGUCUCUCUCAGAGCAGAAUGAAAGCAGAGGAAUGAGAAAUGUGCGACUAGAACUAGAAUUUCUGUUGACUGUUGGAGACUGCUUAGUUUAAUAGUCACUGCCAGCAAGAAUAUGGUUGUUGACAAGAUGUCAUAGCAACCAUGCUGUUGUACAUACCCCCCUCCUCAAAAAAAAUGAUAAUUUGGUGGAAUUCUGGAAACUGGCAUUUAGCUGUACAUGUGGCUGUUGUGCCGUGUGUGUAACUGAAUACCAUGCAUCUUGCACUGUAACCAUAGCAACAUGAUUCUCAAUGGGCACCUGACAUAAUUUCUCUCAUUCUCUCUUUGAUCACUGCAAGAAUUUUCAUUCCUGUAUUGUACCUAUUAUUUAAUAAACCUUAUCCUAGGUUCAUUCUGCAUUAAAAAUCUGUGUUCAGCUCAUUUUAAAUGUACCUUAUUAACCCAGGUUUCAUUCUGCUUCUGUGGUAUAUUGUCAGAAAGAUGAACAAUCCUGAAGUGCAGUCACAAUUUUUAUGAAUAAAAAAAAAAAAAGUUAGUCUUGUCAUUUAGUUUAGAAUGUGAAUAUAAUGUGUAGUGAUGUUUUUUUCUCUACGAUCAAAAAUAAUGUAUAAAAGGCAAGCUUCAUGGUUUUUUAAUCAAAUUUUCAGAAUUAAAUUUAUUUGUAGCCAUAGUAACAGUAACUAAGAUACGAACAAAUAAAUGUUGAUUCAAAUCUGACACUUUUACUACUUUUGAUGAAUUAUAUAGUAAUGAGUCAAUCAGCAUUUUUAAAAAUUACCAUAAUCUGACAUUUUAAAGACCAUGCAGCUUACUUAAACUAACUGUAUAAUUGUAUUUGUUUUAACCUGAUUUGGUGGUACUGUAUUGUGACUUCAAUUUUUGUUUCUUUCUGAGAGCGCCUUCUUUUGCGGUAGUUUCACAUUUUAGAUGCAUACUGUAUAGCAUUGUAUGUUCAGAUGGUCUCUCCUGCCAAUUGAAAAAGUCUGCUUUGGCUAGGGUCUAGUUAUCAAAUUAUUACAAUUUUUUUUUUUUUGAUUACAGCUUAAUUUAAUUGCAAUUUACCAUACCAGUAAUGAGUUUUGUGCUAUGACUGAUACUGGUUGCUUUAACAAUUAAGACUGCAUUAGUUACAUGAUAUCAUGUGAAAGGCAUCGUUGUAAUAACAGCCAUAUAUAAAUUAUUGUUGCUAUGGAAAUUAUUCUAUCCGACAAUCAUUCUAUGGCCACACAUUAAUCUAGCAAUCUAGUUAGGCUUUUGCUCCAUGAAUUAUGGAUGAAAACUGCUUUUGUCAAUGUUUAGCACUUUCAGUGGAGUCAAAAUUUCACAAUCAUGCCAAAUAUAUAUUACUGAGUUUAUUUGUUUUACAGUACACUUGAUAUGAAGGUUUUUUUUUUUAAAAUACGGUGUCUGCUUGGAUUUCUCUCUUCUUCCAUAACCAAAUUGUUUCUGUUCAUUGCCUGUUUUUUAAGGGUACAGCCAUUUUAAACAUAUUGCUAUAUAGCUGUGGACUUUAUUAAUGUUACAACACAAGCAUUGCUGACGCUCAAUUAUUACGUCCAUUUAGUCACCACAAUUCAUUGCCAUGUGUGAAGACAAAUAAAAGAAGUACGUAUGUACAGUGUAUACAUUGGCA
Saccoglossus kowalevskii is the source of this 5123-nucleotide messenger RNA. RefSeq names its product protein hu-li tai shao-like. Gene Ontology annotation, molecular function: actin filament binding. Gene Ontology annotation, biological process: barbed-end actin filament capping. The record is from RefSeq and is a predicted model, not a curated record. Gene Ontology annotation, cellular component: postsynaptic density; cytoskeleton; plasma membrane. Lineage: Eukaryota; Metazoa; Hemichordata; Enteropneusta; Harrimaniidae.